Messenger RNA from Mytilus trossulus (common blue mussel), 1456 nucleotides. RefSeq lists its product as uncharacterized. NCBI's taxonomy places the organism in Eukaryota, Metazoa, Mollusca, Bivalvia, Mytilida, Mytilidae. The transcript has 6 exons. Gene Ontology annotation, biological process: intracellular protein transport; endoplasmic reticulum to Golgi vesicle-mediated transport; membrane organization. The coding region runs from base 47 to 670 and encodes 207 amino acids. Gene Ontology annotation, cellular component: endoplasmic reticulum exit site; COPII vesicle coat. Gene Ontology annotation, molecular function: GTPase activity; GTP binding. The record is from RefSeq and is a predicted model, not a curated record.
AAAGGUAGGCAGUUAUGUAUUUAGUAAUCGAACACGGAACAUCAUUAUGAUUUUGUCUGAUUGGGUUACAAGUAUACUGCAGUAUUUUGGUUUUAUCAACAGGAAAUGCAACUUGCUUAUCCUCGGACUACACGACUCGGGAAAAUCUACUCUUCUGAGUCGGCUGAAGCAUGAUCGUCUAGUUCAACACUCACCAACAGUUCAUCCCUGGGAUGAAGAGUUUACCAUUGAUAACGUGACAUUCAAAGGGUAUGAUCUAGGAGGUCACAUAUUAGCACUACGUUUUUGGAGAAGAUACAUACCAGCAGUUGAAGGUAUAGUUUUCGUUGUUGAUGCUUCAAACUCACAGUUACUACCAGAGGCUAGACAAGAAUUAGAUAGUAUCCUCACAGAUGAAGAUUUGUAUGAUGUACCGGUUCUUCUUCUUGGUAACAAAGCAGAUAAAACAGGUUGCUAUGGUAAAGAACAACUCAUCAAGGAGCUAGAAAUAGACCAACAUAUAUCUAAUAAUAUAAAUGCAGAUGAGAAAUCCAGCAUCAGACCAUGUACCUUAAUUAUGAGCAGUGUAGUUCAACAAACUGGAUAUGGUGAUGGUUUGAAAUGGAUGGCAACGCAAAUCCAUGAAAAAGACCGUAAACAAAACAAUUCAACCACAGUAACAUCGUCUUGAUAUCGGUGCCUCAGUGGCAGAGUAUAAGCAGUUCAUCUACUGUAUGAAUAGCAUGUGACAAUGACUUGGGAGUUGCGCUUGACGUACUUAUUAAAUAUCAAUUAACCAGGGUCGUCAGCUAGUGAACAACUGAUACCCACAUGUAAUUUAACUUCGACAAUUUAACCAAGCUAAAUAGUAGAUACAUGAUACCAUGAUAUAAUUAUGAUUCAAAAUGGACAGGUCCGUUGUAGCUACAAAUUUGUAUUUCGAAUACCAGAAUGUUAUUCCCACGUACAGAAGCAAGAGAUUGUUUUGGAUGCAACCGUAGUGUAAUUCAAACAUAGUGGAACACUUAAUGGAGAAUGAAUGUUUCUCUGAUGGAAUUUACAUAUGCAGAAACGCGAACUUAUGUUUGGAUGCUACUCUUAUGUAUUUCAAACAUUCCUAAAUAUUUGUACAAUUCUGAUGUAAUCCCACAUGCAGGAAUCUAGGUUAAAAUGUGACGUGAAUGGUAUUUUUUUAGUAAUGCGUUUUUAAACAAACGAAACGCGGAUUUGUGUAGGAUGCUUCCCUGUUGUGAUUCAAACACGCCAAAUAUGGACUGAUGGAUGAAUACUUCGAGGAAGUAAAUCAAAUACACUGAAACAUGGGCUGUGAAUUGGUACUUACAACAUGCCAAUACGCAGGCAUGUGAAUGGUUACUACCAUGUGGAUUUAAACAUACCAAAAUAUGCUUAUGUAGUUACCGCUUUGGUUCACAGGAGAACUAAAAAAAAAGUUGAAACCACUGACGGAAACAUUUAU